This is a messenger RNA of Conger conger (European conger), 1933 nucleotides long. RefSeq names its product general receptor for phosphoinositides 1-associated scaffold protein-like. The record is from RefSeq and is a predicted model, not a curated record. The transcript is spliced from 8 exons. The coding region runs from base 138 to 1271 and encodes 377 amino acids. Lineage: Eukaryota; Metazoa; Chordata; Actinopteri; Anguilliformes; Congridae. Gene Ontology annotation, molecular function: protein binding.
CCUACAGCAGCAGCUAAUAGGCGUAGUAAGCACAACUUUGACAGUGUCGUGAAUAUUCCCUCCGGUUUCACAGAUUAAAUGUUUCACAAGAGCAGCUGAGGUGCACACUUUCCACUUAUCACUUGCCAGUGAGGAACAUGAAGAACACGUCUUUCUGGCGGCUAGAGAAGCGGAGCUCCAACAAAACGGAUCAUGGGACGUCUUGCCCGAGCAGUGCCAAGACACACUUUCCCACUUCCAAAUCAGACAACUACAAAGCCAUGGUCUCGAUGAACAAUUCUUCGGAUGUUUACAAUUACAAGACACUGGCUUACUCCGGAGGAACGUUGCCGAGAAACCGCAGAAAGGGGGGGUCGCAGAUGUGGAACUCCAUGACGCGCUCACCUGAGCAACACAGGAAAGUCAUUGUUUUGGAGAAGGAAGAUGAGGAGGCGUUCGGCUUUGAGAUCCAGACCUAUGGUCUCCAUCAGGCAGACGAGACGUCGGUGGAGAUGUGCACAUUCAUCUGUAAAGUCUGUGCUGGCAGCCCUGCCCAUCGAGCUGGCCUCAGAGUUGGCGACACCAUCUCAGGUGUCAACGAGGCCAGCGUAGAUGGGUUUCGACAUAAGGAAAUUGUUCAGCUGAUAAGGUCCUCUGGAAACACCAUCAGGUUGGAGACGGUAUACAGUGACUCCUUAAGGAAGGCUGAACUCGAGACCAGACUGCAGUAUCUACGGCAAACCCUGCAGGAAAAGUGGGAUGAAUAUGAGUCUCUUAUGAAACAGGAGCAGAAGCUUCUGCAUGGCAUCCUAAUGAGCGACGAGGCGAUCUCUGAGUCCAAGGCCUUGGCGUGUUUCAACGUGGGCAACCCCAGCCCCGUGCCCAGCCCCGCCCCGCACCAAGCCCACCACCCCGCCCACGUCCCCAGUGGCAGUAGCAGGAGCGCUAGCAACAUUAGCGCUGCAACGGCAGAUAGCGCGCACAACCACGCCAACCCGUCUCCUAGCAACCGCACCAACGGCAGGUCCACAGAGGAGCGGCCACCGGGGGGCACCCACAGGGCUAGCGGCCUCUUCGCCACCGCCAAGACCAACCUCACCCGCAGUGCCAGUACCCGCAGCUACCUGAGGGGGGCAGCAGGGCACGGCGGGUCGGAGAAGCAGGGCGGCGCCAGCCAGGGUCUCUACGGCUCCCUGCCACGGAGGGCCAAACAGAACAGUUUAUGCAGACAUCUGCUCAGGUUCAUUCCAGGACUCAACCGGCCCCUGGAGGAGGAUGAGAACAAGCUGUGACAAUCAGACUAAAUCUUACCUCAUCCCAAAUCUUACCACCUCUCAAAUCUUUAACACAGCCAAAAUCUCCAGACCAUCCUCAAUUUUGCCUUUUCUCGAAUCUCAUCCCAUCCCAUAUUUUACCUCUUUCCAGAUCUCACCCCAUAGCUUGCUCCAUAUCCAACCCUAUUCCAAAUCUCGCCUUGGUCUGUAUCCAACCCCAUCGCAAAUCUUACCCCAUCUCACAUCUUAGCACUUCCCAAAUCUCACCCCAUCUCAAAUCUUAGCCCAUCCCAAAUCUCCCCCCAUAUCAAGUCUUACCCCACCCCUAAUCUCAUCCCGUCUCAAAUUUUAGCACAUCCCAAACCAUACCUCCUUCCAUAUCCAAACCCAUUUCACGUCCCAUUCCUAAACACACCCCUUCCUUAUAGUUAUAGGUUCCCUAUAGUGACCUCUUUGAGCCCAACAAGGGUUUGCAAAAUUACUUUUGUGCUGUACAUGCCUUUUUCAUCCUUUAAAGCAGGUAUUUAUUUAUUCUGUCUUUUUGUAAAGAUCUUUUUUUCUUUUGUAAAAAAAAAAAAAAAAAUACCAGCUGAUCAUCUGUUCUUGUAAUGGUAACCUUGUUAUGAGAUCCUGAGUGAACAUUAAAAUGGAUCAGUGGGAAUUUUUUUAUCUGGCAUUCA